CACGAUAAAAUAUCGCAGUUAGCAUUCUCGCUUGAUCCUACAUCAGUCUGUGAAUCGAUCGAUUCACGUCGGUCUGCGGUUUGCUAAGUAUAAUUCAUCAUUUUAUAAAUUGUGAAUAAUUUCUUUGUUAACAUGCGUCGAGUGCAUUUCAAUCGGACCAAAAUCUUCUUCUUAAUUAAACACCAUUAAUAAAUCAAUAUAAUUUACACGAUUAUAAGCUCUCUUAUUAGGUUCCCUUAAAUAAAUAAAUUAAGGUAAAAGUAAAAAAGAGCGAAUAGUGAUCAAUUUUUAUAUGGUGGAUGAAUUCAACGGUAGUAAGUGGGGAAUAAUGAAUCACGUGUCUCUCAUUCAGCAAAUGAAAUAAUAAAGAAAACAAACUAGAAGAGAAAAAGAAAUUUCUUCAACAAGGAGACAGCAGUUUUCAAAUCUUUAAUUGAAAUGGGUACUGUGACAUCAGUAUACGAAGAUCAUAGAGUUAUAACAAUUAGCCCGAGCAACGACCCAUCGAACACAGUUUUCCCCAAUAAUCGUAUCGUCUCGAAAAAGUACACAUUAUGGAAUUUCAUACCAAAAAAUCUGUUCGAGCAGUUCAGAAGGAUUGCCAAUUUCUAUUUCCUCGUAACAGCAGUCGUAUCAAUGAUGAUAGCAUCACCGAUUUCACCUUUAACCAGCAUAUUACCUUUAAGCUUCGUCAUACUAGUAACAGCCUGCAAACAGGGAUACGAGGAUUAUCAUCGUCACAAAUUGGAUCAACGAAUAAAUCGGAAAUUCGUCACUGCGAUUCGUAAUAAAUGCACACAGAACGUUCAUUGCGAAGAAAUAGUAGUGGGUGACCUGGUGAAGGUGUGUCGUGACGAUGAUGUUCCUUGCGAUCUUCUGCUUCUGUUUAGUACAGAAGAUUCUGACCGGUGUUAUGUCACCACGUCAAAUCUUGAUGGCGAAACUAAUUUGAAGACGCUGCUCGUUCCAAAAAUUGUAUCCAAAAUGGGGAUCUCGGAAAUAGCAUCCAUGGAGGCGACUGUCACUUGCCAGCAUCCUUCCUCCGAUCUCUAUCGCUUCCAUGGUAAACUAGAAGUGAAUAGAUCCGACGAUGAAGUGACCACUACUUAUCUAACGAUCGAAAAUUUGUUACUUCGUGGAUCAAGACUGAAAGACACGGAUCAUAUAAUCGGCUGUGCGGUUUACACUGGACAGGACACGAAAUUGUCUCUGAAUUCAAAGAUCAGAAGCAAUAAAUUCUCCACAGCUGAAAAAUCUAUUAAUAAGCAUAUUAUUAUAUUCAUGGUGUUAUUAUUGGUUGAAAUAAUACUGUCUUGCAUCAUGAAGCAUGUAAUCGAAGAAACUGCGAAUUGGACGUUAUACGUCGGGAAAGAUGGCACCGUCACUCUCUACUCCCUGGUCACUGAUUUUUUAACAUUCACAGUGCUUUAUAAUUACAUCGUGCCUAUAUCGUUAUACGUCACCAUAGAAUUACAAAAAUUCUUCAGUUCGUUUUUCUUCAGCUGGGACAUCGACAUGUACGACGAAAACAGCGAUCAGUCAGCGUUGACCAACACGUCAGACUUGAACGAGGAGCUCGGGCAAAUCGAGUACCUGUUCGCGGACAAAACUGGUACCCUAACCGAGAAUCUGAUGGUGUUCAAACGUUGCUCGGUCAAUGGGAAUAUAUACAUGGAGAAAGAUUGCGACGGUUGUCUCUAUCUGUUAUCUCCCGAUGGGGAUGAGACGAAAGCAAUGAAGCUAACAGCGUGGGAGCAACACAUUUGGCACUUUAUGAUAAGCAUCUCUUUGUGUCAUUCCGUUCAAAUUACACCGCCGAGUCAAAGGAAGAACAUAAUCGCGAGGCGGACAGAGUACAGGAAAAGUUAUAGAUUGAGGAAAAUUUUGCAAUUGAACAGUUCCCUGUUGAUGCAUCCGGAUUUACCAGAGUAUCAGGCAGCAUCUGCAGACGAGAAGGCUUUGGUAGAGGCUAGCGCCAGGUGUGGGGUUGUUUUCCAAAAAAGCACCAGCGACAAGAUAGAACUGAGGAUCAAUAGAAAUAUAUUGACCUUUGAGAAGCUCGAAGUCUUAGAAUUCACUUCCGAACGCAAGAGGAUGUCGGUAAUAGUGAAAGACGCGGCACUUGAUUACUGGCUGUAUUGCAAAGGGGCGGAUUCGGCUAUCCUUCCGCUGAUAGUCUCGGGAGACGUUAAUCAGGCUAUCGCUCAUGUCGCUGACUUCGCCAGGAGAGGUCUUCGAACGCUGAUAAUUGCGUACAAAAAAAUGAAUCAGGUGGAGUACGAGAAUUUGGUUCAGAACGUAGAACAAGCCAGACAGAUAAUUGGCAUUGAAAGAGCAGCGUACAUGGAGAGAGCUUAUAACAUGAUGGAAGGUGGUCUCACUUUGUUAGGAGUAACCGGUGUCGAGGAUCGUCUUCAAGAAGGUGUGCAGGAAACUCUCGAAUGCUUACAAGUUGCUGGUAUUAAAAUAUGGGUGCUGACCGGGGAUAAAGCGGAAACCGCGGAAAAUAUAGCGUUUCUCUGCGGACAAUUCAAAGACGGUACCGAGAUAUUGAGGAUGCUCGAUGUAACCGAAAAUCGGACUUGUAUCCGUCGUCUUACGGAUUUCGAUCGAAGAAUAAAACUGGAACCGUACAGACAAUAUGGAAUGCUAGUCGAUGGCUGUAGCAUAGCAAUUGCAUUGAAAAAUUAUCCUGAACAAUUCAGGGCUGUCGGAAUGGCUUGCAAUGCGGUAGUCUGUUGCAGAUUGACUCCUUUACAGAAAAGCGAAAUUGUAAUGUUGAUAAAAACAGCAAGGAGCAAGCCGCACACUGCCGCGAUCGGCGACGGAGGAAAUGACGUAUCGAUGAUACAGGAAGCUCACGUUGGAAUCGGGAUAAUGGGCAAGGAGGGCCGUCAAGCGACCAUGUGCUCCGAUUUUGCCAUAGCUAAAUUUAGAUUUUUAAAAAAAGCCCUGCUGGUUCAUGGCCACUGGUACUAUUUACGAAUCAGCAUCUUGACACAAUAUUUUUUUUACAAAAACUUUAUAUUCAUAAUGCCGCAAUUGUUCUACGGUCUACAGAGUGGUUUCUCUGCUCAGGCAUUUUACGAUGGUAUGUUUUUAAUGAUGUUCAACGUAUUAUUCACAUCCCUACCAAUAUUAGCGUACGGAUUGUUAGAACAAGAUUACAGUGCCGACAAACUCCUACGUUUCCCGUAUUUAUAUAAAUUAAAUCGGCGCAAUUAUUUAUUGUCAGGAACACAGUUCCUCAUAUGGACACUUUUAGGUUGUUGGCAUACAUGUAUCAUAUAUUUUAUGUCGUAUAUUUAUACAUACAUCAAUCCCAUUAUUUUGUAUAAUAAUACACCGAUGGAUCAGUGGUCAUAUAGUACAUGUGUUUUUCAUUUAGUCACAUUAAUAGCCAAUUUAGAGGUAUUAUUACGUAGUUCAUAUUGGACAUUUCCGUUCGUAACAAUAGUGCUACUAUCACAGCUGUCUUUCUUUGGACUAGCGCUUACUUAUUCGCUCAUAGACGUAAGGUACGAUGGGGAUAUGCUGAGGGUAUUUGAAAUGUUAGUAUCAUCCAUAUCUUUCUGGUUGCUAACCCUCAUAGUCGUCGUCGCCUGCGUGAUACCAGACUAUUUGAUUCGUGUGUACAACUGUUAUAGACCAACGUUUAUAACAAGAAGAAACGAGGAACAACCGCAGUACAUCAUCAUCAAUAGCAACGAUAAUACAGAGAGCGUGCCAUUAGAGACCAGAAAUCAAGGACUCUACCACUUUGUUCCAUGGAAAAACACCUUUGUACCGCAGAAAGUCAAUUGAAUUAAGUAUCGUUUUACCAUGUGUCAUAAAGGCCGUAUUGUGAAAAGCUACCCUUAAGAUCCAGCUGAGGCUGACGCUCGAUCUUACAGUCGUUAAAUCAACGACUGUGAAUAUUGAUUAAAGAGUCUGCCCGUGACAUCUGUAAGAACGGAGCGAUACUUAGGUGGAGUAGCAG
This is a messenger RNA of Osmia lignaria (orchard mason bee), 3979 nucleotides long. Its product is annotated as phospholipid-transporting ATPase IF. Gene Ontology annotation, molecular function: magnesium ion binding; ATP hydrolysis activity; ATP binding. NCBI's taxonomy places the organism in Eukaryota, Metazoa, Arthropoda, Insecta, Hymenoptera, Megachilidae. The record is from RefSeq and is a predicted model, not a curated record. Gene Ontology annotation, biological process: phospholipid translocation. Gene Ontology annotation, cellular component: plasma membrane; endoplasmic reticulum.